Messenger RNA from Plectropomus leopardus (leopard coralgrouper), 1208 nucleotides. Lineage: Eukaryota; Metazoa; Chordata; Actinopteri; Perciformes; Serranidae. The record is from RefSeq and is a predicted model, not a curated record.
AGGGUCAGUCUCCUCCAGCUCCUAUCAAAUUCACCAAGAAGGCGACGGCGGCGGCGGACGAGGAGGGCGAUGAAGGAGAGGAGCAGGAGGAAGAUGGAGGAGGAGGUGGAGGACAUGACAUCAUGGAUCUGCUGCCCAGAACAGAUAUCGGGGACAAGAUUACCUCCGAUCUAGUGUCUAAAAUUGGGGAUAAGAACUGGAAGAUAAGGAAGGAGGGUCUGGAUGAGACUGCAGCCAUCAUCUCAGAGGCCAAGUUCAUCACAGCCAAUAUCUCAGACCUGCCGCUGGCCCUGAAAGGACGACUCGGCGAUUCCAACAAGAUCCUGGUGCAGCAGACCCUGACCAUCCUGCAGCAGCUGGCUACAGCCAUGGGACCUGGACUCAAGCAGCACGUUAAAACUCUGGGAAUCCCUGUUAUUACUGUACUGGGAGACAGCAAGCCUAACGUCCGGAUGGCUGCCAUGACCACCCUGCAGGCGUGGGUGGAGCAGACGGGGAUGAAGGAGUGGCUGGAAGGAGAAGACCUGUCAGAGGAGCUGAAAAGAGAGAAUCCCUUCCUACGACAGGAGUUGCUUGGCUGGUUAGCGGAGAAGCUGCCGACGCUGAGGACGGUGCCGGGCGACCUGAUGCUGUGCGUACCUCAGCUCUACGCCUGCCUGGAAGAUAGAAACGGAGACGUGAGGAAGAAAGCGCAGGACGCUCUGCCCACAUUCAUGAUGCACUUGGGCUACGACAAGAUGGAAAAGGCUACUGGCAAACUCAAAUCUGCCUCUAAGGAUCAGGUGUUAGCCAUGUUGGAAAAGGCCAGAGCGGUGAUGCCGGCUAAACCUGCUCCUCCUCCCAAAGCUGGAGGAGGAAAAGGUCCUGCAGAGCCGAGCAGAGCGGCUUCAGCCUCCAGGCAGCCAGCUGGUGAGGACUUUGUUGACAGUAAACCUGAAGUUAAGAAGGUCAGAGGAGGAGCGCCUGGAAAGAAGCCUCCCUCCCCUCCCGAGGAACCCGUCCCUCCCCCUCCCUCCAAGGACAAGGACAGUAAUGCUAGUAAAAAGCCCCCAGGCAAAGGGAAGGCUGCUGCUAGCAGUCAACAGGGUGCAGCCGGUAAGAAGCCUGCAGCCAAAAGCGUCAAGGAUGAGGAGGAUAGGUCCGGACCAAUCUUCAUCCUCAUCCCCAACGCUAAGGAGCAGAGGAUAAAAGAGGAGAAGCAACUGAAG